Messenger RNA from Pteronotus mesoamericanus, 10755 nucleotides. RefSeq names its product pericentrin (gene PCNT). NCBI's taxonomy places the organism in Eukaryota, Metazoa, Chordata, Mammalia, Chiroptera, Mormoopidae. The coding region runs from base 115 to 10317 and encodes 3400 amino acids. Gene Ontology annotation, biological process: signal transduction. Gene Ontology annotation, molecular function: molecular adaptor activity. The record is from RefSeq and is a predicted model, not a curated record. The transcript is spliced from 50 exons.
GUUGUCGUGGGGGAGGGCGAGCCAGGGCGAGGGGGAGUGUAAAUAGAGCGAAGGCGGCGGCGCCGUGUCGGAUCCGUCACCUCCCGGGUGGACCUCGAAGAGGCCUGGAGGGAGAUGGAAGACGAUGAGCAGGAGCAGCGGCGCAGAAAGGUGGAGGCCGGGAGAGCGAAGCUUGCUCACUUCCGACAGAGAAAAACAAAAAGUGACUGUGCGCAUUCGAAGAAAAAGACGGCGAAGAGGAAGGGCUCGGCUGUCGAUGCGCCUGUCCAGGAGGAGAGUCCGGUAGCUACCGAGGACAGUGGAUUUCUAGGAGGAGGAGACAUUUGCAAAACCCCAUGGAGUAGUGACACCCCUGAUGGGGCCGCAGCCGCUCAGCUGGAGAACCCUGAUGGAGCAAGGACAGAGGACUCAGAGUGGCCAUGGCAGAAACUGGAUGGUGAUGUUUCGGAACAGCCUGGGGCCCUCACAAAGGAUUGUGAACAGGAAUGUACACCUGAAAUUGCUGAACUGAUGAGCCAACAUGAAGACAAGACUGGCAGGGAGCAGUGGGCUAUGGUGGGGCUGCCGGCAGAGAUGCAGCAGGUGCAGCUGCAGACCCAGCCAGUGCCACCCCUGGAGCUGGAGGCGCUGCGAUUGAGUCUGAACAACAUGCACACAGCACAGCUGGAGCUGACGCAGGCCAACCUACAGAGGGAGAAGGAGACAGCACUGACGGAGCUGCGGGACAUGCUUAAUGGCCGGCAUGCCCAGGAGCUGGCCCUGCUGCAGAGCCGCCAGCGACUGGAGCUGGAGCUUGUUAGGGAGCAGCACAUGCAGGAGCAGGAGGAAGUGGCACUGAGGUGCAGCCAGGAGAUAGCUGAGCUGAAGGAGAAGUUACAAUCAGAAAUGGAGAGAAAUGUCCAGAUAAUAGAGAACCUGAAGCAAGACUGGGAGACUGAAAGAGAUUUGUGCUUAGAAAACCUGCACAAAGAGUUAACUGCAAAGCAUCAGUCAGAGUUGGAGAAUUUACAAAGCCAGUUUAAGAAAGAAUUGGCAGAACAGAAAGCUGAGCUGGAGAAGAUUUUCCAAGCCAAGAAUCAGGCAGAAUUGUCCCUCCAGACCCUGCGGGCUCAACAUGAUGCCGCUGUGAAGAAGCUCCGGGAAGAACUGCAGUCCGAGCGCUGCCAGCACGCAGAGGACCUGGACCUGAGAGUCAGAGAGAAGGAGAGAGAAAAACAGCUGGAGUUGGAGAACCUUCAAGCAUCUUAUGAAGAGCUGAAGGCUCAGUCACAAGAGGAAGUCAGGCGCCUGUGGUCCCAGCUUGAGUCCAUGAAAACCGACAGACAGGAGCUGAGUGGUGAGGAUUCAGAGCCUCAAAAGCUGAAGCUGUGUGUGGACUUGCGUGAGCAGCUCCUGGCUCGAGCAUCUCACAUGGAAGAAUUAGAACACCUGCAGCGAGACUUUGAGCAGCAGCAGCAACGGGAGAAAACUGAGCACGAGUCUGAACUGGAACAAUUGAGACUUUAUUUUGAAAAGAAAUUGAGGGAUGCUGAAAAAAAUUACCAGGAAGACCUGACUCUGUUACAGCAGCGGCUGCAGGAGGUGAGGGAAGAUUCUCUUCUGGAGUCUGCGGAAAUGAGUUCAUCCAGUGCAGUUUUAGAAGAGACGUCUGAGAAAGAAAGAAGAGACCGCUUUGAUCAGCUCAGCUUCCAGCUGGAGCAGGAUGAGGAGGACCUGUGUUUGCACACACAGUUAGAAGAAAGCCCCCAGCACCAAGUGGCAGCCCAGCAGGAAGCGGACCUUGUGGGUACCCAGGUGUUGGCACAGCAUGUGGGGCUCCCGGAAGAGCCCGGCCCAGGGCUCGCUUGCGUGCAUCUUCAGGGUGCACAGGACCCAGCCGUGGAGUUAGAGACUGAAGUGGCAACGACAGUCUUGGGUUUGGAAACUGAGCACAAGGUUAAACUCUCACUGUUUCAGAGGGAGCUCCAGGAAGAAAUCAAUCUUUUAAAAAUAGAAAACCAAAAUUUACACAAGAAGCUGCAGCAGGAAAUCCGCCUGAAAGAGGACUUGGAGAAAGUAAAACAUAAUUUAGUUGAAGAUCACCAGGAAGAACUGAGGAAAGCUAAGGAGCAGAUUCAACUAAUGAAACAAGAACUUAAAGAAAGAGAAGCAGAGUGGAAAGGUACAAGUGAAGCCCUAAAGAGAGAAGCUGAAGAGAAGUUAACCCUGAUGCUCCUUGACCUGAGGGAACAGGCUGAAUUGGAGAAACAGUCAAUAAUAAACAAGUUUGAGCUCCGAGAAAUUGAAAUGAGGCAACUGCAGGAUCAGCAGGCGGCCCAGAUCCUGGACCUGGAGGGCUCCUUAAAGGAGCAGCAGGGCCGCCUGCAGCAGUUGGAACUUGACCUCACUGGGGACGAGUCUCUGCAGUGUGGCCAGGAGCCAAGCAGUGGUCUGGCUCCUGUGGACCAGAACCAGGAACUUGCUACACUUCAUUUAAAGGAGGACCGUGCCCUUCAGCUGAUGCUAGCCCAAAACAGAUUUUUAGAACAACGUAAGGAAAUCACAGAGAAAUUCACUGCAGAACAAGAUGCCCUCCUUCGGGAAGCCCAGGAGAAGCACGCCAAUGAGCUCCAGCUCCUUCAGGAGAGACACCAGCAGCACAUUCUGUCCCUAACAACAGAGCUUGAGGCCAAGCACCAGGCCAACAUUGAGGAACUGAAGGCUGUGUUCCAGAGGGAGCAGUGUGCUCUUGCAGAAGCUCGUGUAGCUGAAUUGCAGGCAAAACAUGCUGCUGCAAUCCAUGCUCUGGAGACGAGGCAUUUGUCACACCUGGAUUCUGUGGAGUCCAGUUACCUGUCUGAAAUUCAGACCCUCCGUGAUGAGCACAAGCAGGCCCUGGAGCUGUUGCAAGCGGGCCUUAAGGAACAAUUGCAGAAAAAGGACUCUUCCCAUCAAGCGAUUUUGACUCAGGAGUUAGAGAAACUUCAGCAGAAACACAGCGAAGAACUUGAAUCUGCAAAGAGGAGCUGGAGAACUGAGCAAAGCACUGAACACAGUGAGGGUUUGAAGGCCCUGGCAGCCGAGCUUCGUGAGGCUCACCAGGAGGAGUUGGCUGUAGCCCUGCGUAAUCAGAGGCGCCUGCUGGAGGAGGAGAAGACCGUGGCCCUGGACAAGGUGCGUGCUGAGGUCCUGCUCCUGGAGCAGCAGCACCAAGCAGCCCUGCAGGAGCUUGGCGACAUGCAUGCAGCUGAGAUGCAGAGGCAGCGGGCAGAGCAGCAGGGUGAAUUUGAACUUGAAAAGAAAGCUGCUUUGCAUGAAAAAGAGGAGAGGCACAGACUGGACUGUGAGCGGGUACAGUCCGUUCACCAAAAAGAGAAGGAGUCUUUGUCUCUGCAGCUUCAGGAGAAGAGCAACCAAAUUCUGCAGCUGGAAGACCAAAUUGCAUCCUUACGUCGUGAGAUAGAAGAGUGCCAUUCAGAACUGGAGACAUUACAGCGAAGGCGGGACAGGGAGAACCAGGAAGGCACCAACCUCAUCUCAAUGCUCAAGUCUGAUGUGGACCUGUCUCACAGCGAAAGGAUAGCUCUCCAGGAGGCCCUGCGGAGGCUGCUGGGCCUGUUUGGAGAGACACUGAAGGCUGCCAUCAUCAUGAAGGGCCGGAUCAGUGAGCGUGUGGGGCUCUGCCUGGAGGAUGAGAGCCCGCCCAACACGAGGCUGGGGGGCCAGUCCCCAUCUGCAGCGCCAGCACUGGAUGAGAUGUGGCCUGGGCCUGAUGUGGCCCUGACAGAGCUGGAUAAAACUUUGACUGAAUGCACUGAGAUGUCUUCCAUGGCAGAGAUCAGCAGCCACAUCUGCGAAAGCUUUUUCAUGAGCCCCGAAAGCACACUGGAGUGUGAGCAGCCCGUCAGAAGCAUCUACCGGAGCCUUAGCCUGGCGGUGGACAGCCUCCUGGAGAUGGUUCUGGACUCCUCCAAGCAGCUGGAGGAAGCACGUCAGAUUCAUGCUCGUUUUGAGAAAGAAUUCACCUCUAAGAGUGAAGAGAUGGCCCAGGUUGUUAGAAAACACCAGGAGUUACUGGAACGCCUGGAGGAGGAGAACUCGGCCAAGACGCAGCUGACACUGGAUCUGCACAAGGCGGAAGGCAUCAUCGAGGGAUUCAAGGUGGAGAAGGCCAGCCUGCAGGAGGCCCUGGGCCUGAAGGAGACAUCCGAGCAGGGCCUCGUGGCCGAGCUGGAGAGCCUGAAGCAGCAGCUUCAGCGGGUGACUCGACAGCAGGAAGAGCUGAAGGAGAAGAACUCUGUCCUGUGGCAUCAAAAGGAGGUGGCAGCAACAGAAGCAGAAGAGAGAGAAGCUGGCGUUCCUGUUACUAUAGCACACAAGGACUCAGCUCUUCGGAGGGAAGUCGAAGCUGCCACCACAGAGCGGUUGGAGACCAGGCAGCAGUGCGAAAAGGACCGUGCAGCUCUGCACGCCCAGGUGAAGCUCCUGGAGGCUGAGCUGGAAGAGCAGGUCUCACGCCAUCGAGCUUGUGCCUCACAGGCUGAGGAGCUCUGUGCCCUGAGACAGCAGAUGGUGUCCCUGGACAAGCACUUGCGCAGCCAGCGGCAGUUCAUGGACGAGCAGGCCGUCGAGAGGGAGCAUGAGCGGGAGGACUUCCAGCAGGAGAUCCAGAGGCUGGAGGAGCAGCUCCGCCGAGCAGCCCAGCUGCAGUCCCGGGGACCCCGCGACAGUGACCAGACACAGCUGGAUGAGGAGGUUGAAUUGUUACAGGAAAAAUUGAGAGAAAAAUCAGAUGAACUUAACGAAUUGGUUAUGAAGAAAGAAUUAUCAGAUAGACAAGUAUUGAUCCAGGAAGAGGAAAUUAAACAUCUGGAGGAGACAAAUGCCGAUACCAGGAGGAAAGUGACCCAGCUCCAGGAAGAACUGGAGAAGCAGAGGAAAGCUGUGCAAGAGCUACAGCAGGAUAAGGAGGCAUUACAGCAACAGCAGAUGAGUAACUUGCUUCUGGUGUCCACAUUGCAAUCUAAACUAGAUGAAGGCAAAUGCCCUUUGCCUCCUGCAGACAGCUGCCCUGAGGGCCCAAAAGUCCAGUUAGAGACUGUACAGAGGGCGCUCCUGCAGCGGGAAAGUGAGGUUUUAGAAUUAAAAGAACAAUUAGAAAAGAUUAAAGAUGACUUAAUUAGUAAAAGCGAAGAAGUACUACAUCUGAACUUAAAAUUAGACCUGCAGAACAACCAUGCUGCCAUCAGCGUCAGAGGACUACAAGAAGAGAAUGCCAAUUUGAAGGCAUUUCUGCAAAACAAAGAAAAGGAGAUACUCCAUAUGAGUGAGCAGCUUGAGGCGCAGCUGACUGGGAUGGGAAGUGGCGCUCUCAGUGAGGUUAUGUACAGUAGAAGCUCUGAAGUGGAGGAAUUGAAGUCCAUUAUUGAGACUUUGCAGGAGAACCAGGAGCGGCUGCAGAAGGAUAAAGCAGAGGAAAUCGAGCAACUGCACGAGGUCAUCGAGAAGCUGCAGCGGGAGCUGACCCUUGGAGGGCCUGCCGAGCAUGAGCUUGGUGAUAGCCAAGCCGAGGACCUCCAGAGUGAGCUGGCACAUGGGCUGUUGUGCCUGCAGGCUGAGGGAGCUGAGGCCCAGGCUGCGCUGCAGGCUGAGCUCCAGGCUGCCCUUGUGGCCAAGGAGGCCUUAAGCCAGCUGCUGGCUGAGCAGGAACACCAGCACGGCCAGGCCCUGGAGGCCCUGCAGCAGCGCCUGAGGGUUGCGGAGGAGGCUGCCGCGAGGCAGCUAGCCCAGCUGGGGCAUAGCUCGGCCCUGCAGGAGGCUGAGAUACAGGGCUUAGCCUCUCAGAUUCAAGAGUUUGAAGCUGCCCUCAAAGCAAAGGAUGCAGAGAUUGCCCAGAAAGAUUUGGAAAUUGAGACUAUGAACAGAAGGCGAUCAGCCCACUCCACCGAACUAGAGGCCAUCCUGUUGGCCUUUUCCCGCCUGCGCCGCACCCUGGAACAGCAGCCCCUGGGUGCCAUGCAUGAGCCCCCUGAGCUGCUGAGGCUCAGAGUGCAGUGCGUCCGCCUCAGCCGCCAGCUGCAGGCGCUGAACCAGCAGUUUCUGAGGUGUCAGAAGGAGCUGGACAAGCAGCAGGCAAGCAGGGCCCCUGUGCUCCCUUGUGUGAAGGACAGCUUCCAGGGACGUAUGGCCAGGGGUGACAAGGCCUCAUGUGAUGAAGAGCUGGAACAGGAUGAGAGCAGCAGACAGCAACCUGUGGCCUCCUGUGGCCAAGGCAGUGAUCCACAGAGCCCAGUGAAGGCUAAUCAGCAGUCUGCCAAAGCCCUGGUGACGGUAAACCACACGGGUCUCCACGAACAAGACAGCGUGAUGUCAGUGCUAACAGUUUGCCAAAGGCAGCUGGAGUCUGAGCUGCUCCUGGUGAAAAACGAAAUGCAGUUGAGUGCUGAGGACCAUGGCAAAGCAUCAGGGACAUUGAAGGUUAAGGAACGACUACUGAAAGAUUAUAAGCUGCAGAAAGUUGAUGUCAUAACUCAGGUGAAACAGCUUCAAGAAAAACUGAAUCAUCUAGUAUACUCUAUGAACCUCCAGAAUGUCCAGACAGAGGAUUUCAACUCUCAACAGCCAUUGGCAUUUUCUCAUGUUGUAGAAAACAGUUCAAGUGGUAGUUCUACGAAUGGUGAAGAAACUGACCAGUCAUCUCCUGUUGAUACAAUUCAUAUCAGUAAAAUCCCACAAGAUCUAAUUGACAUUAUUGGAAAUCAGGAUUCAUUGAUAAGAAGAAAUGAAAUGCCACAUGUUCCCAUGGAAGACAAGGGAGAUUUGCAGGAUGGGUCACUUUGUUUACAGGCGAGCUUGCCUAGUAGCUCCCGUGACUUAACCUACACCGAGGAGGCUGAGCCUUUGAAGAGUGCACUCAGUGCAAUGGACCUGUCCUUCUGGAGCUCCCCUGAGGUUGUCAGGAAGGACUCAACCCUUGAGCCACUGUCCAGCCUGCCCGUAACCCCCUGCUUGGACGCCAUGAGCCAGCGCAACCUGGAUACCUCCCUGAGGGACAGAACAAGCCCCUCACUGCUCCAGGCUGACCAGUCGGGGCUACUUUGUUCCCCCCGCAGGACAGCAGCAGUAAAGGCCCCUUGUUGGGCAGAGUCAUCAUUGGCCACAGACAGGGCUCCCUCUGCUGACCAUCACGUGCGUCGUUCAGCUAUGGAGAAAGAUGUUGAGGAUUUUAUCAUAACAUCUCUUGAUUCUCAAGAAAAGUCAAGAUUAUCUCCUCUUGGGUUAGAAGGAAAAAGCAAUGGCAGUGAAAACAGUAAUGACGCUGGCUGUGGAGAGAUACUAAACCAAGGUUCGACAGGACUGGAAGCCCUCACUGCCAGUCCUGCGGUGCCGCCCCCUGCCUCAGGAAGCUUCCAACACCUGCCAGAAGCCAUGAAGGAGAAGGAAGUCCACCCAAAGCAAGUUAAGGCUUUGCUGCAGAUGGUGUAUGAUGAGAGCCACCACAUCCUGGCCCUAUCCGAAUACCAUGGAUACCCCAGUGCACUGAGCAAGGGCGAGCCAAGCGCCCCCAUCAAGCGCUUCCUGAGGGGGGGCCAGGGCCUAUUGGAGACAGUGCCCGCCCUGAGGGGGCAUAUGACCUCAACACCCCAACAGGGAGAGAAGUUUCAGGAACCUGCUGAUACCUGCCUUGACUGGAGAGGAGAAUUCCUGCAGGUUGUCCAGGAGGCAUUUGAAAAGGAGCGGGAGAUGUUGACGAUGGAGCUGCAGCCACAACUCUGUGGUGCUGGCCCCAGGGCCGAUGGCGCCCUGGUGGAGAGGCUGCAGAAAGUGGUCCAGGAGCAGGGGGACCUGCAGGAGAAAUCCUUGGAGCACCUACGUCAGUCCGACAGGAGUAGCUUGCUGUCCGAGAUCCAGGCCCUGCGAGCCCAACUGCGGCUGACACACCUGCAAAACCAGGAGAAGCUGCAACAACUGUGUGCAGCACUGACCAGUGCGGAGGCCCGCGGGAGCCGGCAGGAGCACCAGCUGCGCCGGCAGGUUGAGUUACUGGCAUAUAAGGUUGAGCAGGAAAAAUGUAUAGCAAGUGAUCUACAAAAAACCCUCAGUGAAGAACAAGAGAAAGCAAAUAACGUCCGAAAGCUGCUGGUGGUGGAGCAGAACACAGUCAAAACUUUGAAAUCUGAGCUUUGUGAAUGUAAACAGGACAACGAGAGGCUGCUGAAGUCCCUCAACGAUGUACAGAUGGAGGUUCUCCAACUGAGGUCCAUACUGGACAGCAAGGAGAAUGACCUGAAGGCCACACUUCAGGAGCUAGAGGACGAGCGUGCGAAGGAGCGUGCCCUGCAGAGCCGGCUGGAGCAGGAGCAGCUGCAGCACCUGCAGAGGGAAGGCCAGAACUCCAAGGCCUUGGAGGAGUUAAGAAUAUCCUUGGAGAAGCAAUACGCUCAGAAUAAUCAACUGUGUGUAGCUUUAAAACAUGAGCAGACAGUGAAGGACAACCUUCAGAAGGAACUGCAGAUUGAGUCCUCACGCUGUGAGGCGCUAUUGGCACAGGAACGGAGUCGGGUCUCCAAGCUGCACUGGAACCUGGAGACUGCGCAGGGCCGCUCACUGGAGCUGUCCGAGGCCUUGCAGCAUGAGCGCGUUUUGACAGAGCAGCUGAGCCGUCGGGCACAGGAGGCCUGUGCUCACCAGGAGACACAGGCGCACCGUGCUCUGCUGCGGAAGCUGAAGGAUGAGACGGCCCGGGUGGCCGAGCUUCAGGCAGCGCUGGAGAAAGUGCAGCAGCACGCUGUGCAAGCCCAGCAGCAGCUGGAGGCUGAGGUGCAGAGGCGCUGUACAGAGCUCGAGAGAGAGAAGGAGGUGAGUGCCAGACAGAGGUCCACUGUGCAGGCCUUGCGGACCCCCAAACCAGAGCUGAGCUGUGAUCGGGACAGGGAGAGGGAGAAGCCCACACGGCUGCAGGCAGAGUUAGAGCAGUUACACUCGAGGCCAUCAGAGCAAGGAUUCAAGAACGCACGGAGAAGAGUGGAGACGAGGCAGAACCGGGCAGACACGGACAAGAGGAAGAAGUGGCAGAGAGACAAGGAGAAACUGAGAGAAUUAGAAUUGCAGCGCCAGCGCCACGAACACAAGAUCAAGCAGCUUCAGCGGAAGAUAAGGGAGCUGGAGGCCAGGGAGGUGGCACGCCUGUCCCCAGAGUCGGAGCAUCUCCGAGAGCAGCAGCAGGGCCUGGAGACAGUUCGGCAGCAGCUUCUCUGUACAGCAGGGCUGCUGACCAACUUCAUCAGCCAGACUGUAGACAGGACACUUAAUGAUUGGACCUCAUCAAAUGAGAAAGCAGUGACACAUUUAUUGCGGACGUUAGAGGACCUCAAGUCCAAGCUGAGCACAUCUAACUUUUCCCAGAAAAAAAUGACAGCAGAGGUACAGGUCCAGCUGGUGGACGUGUUGCUAAAAGAAAACGAUUCCCUCACCCAAGCUCUCAAUGCCAUGACCCAGGAGAAGGCAGAGCUGUGCAGGGCCACGUCCCGGCUGGAGAAGACGCUCAAGCACCACCUGCUGAAGGGCUGCGCUCUCAGUAGGUCAGACAGGUCAUCCUGGAGGCGGGACAGGGCGGUCCCGCAGAGCUCACCAGGACUUCCAGACCAAGGACUGCCUGCGCCAGCUUCCAGGGAGGAAGCAAACACCAGCAAUGGCAAGAUGGAAAAAUUGUACCUGCAUUAUUUGAGAGCGGAGAGCUUUAGAAAAGCUCUGAUUUAUCAAAAGAAGUAUCUUUUACUGUUGAUCGGUGGAUUCCAGGACUCUGAACAAGAGACGCUUUCCAUGAUCGCGCACCUAGGAGUGUUUCCUUCCAAAGCAGAUAAGAAAAUCACCACCUCCCGGCCUUUCACCAGGUUCCGAACAGCUGUCAGGGUGGUGAUUGCCAUUUCAAGAUUACGUUUCUUGGUUAAGAAAUGGCAAGAAGUAGAUCGGAAAGGAGCUUUGGUGCAAGGCCGAGCACCCCGCACAGGAAUCUCAGUGUCACGGCAACAGUUGACCCCACCGGAAACCAGUGAGUCCCUACCUGAAACCAGUGAAUCCCCCCCUGAAAGCAGCAAAUCCCCACCAACCCGGGACGUGUCUUCCAGCCACACAAGGGACUCCGUGCCAAAAGCCUCCCCACGCAGGAGGGAAAGGUCCAAUCCAUCUCCAAAUUCAAGAUCCCUGACUGCAUCUCAAGAUCCAGAACAUUCUUUGACGGAAUUUAUUCACCAUUUAGAAAUGAUCCAGCAAAGACUGGGAGGGGUACCACCAGAUUCUACUUCAAAGAAAUCCUGCCGCCAGAAGACUAAACAGUGAAUAAAGUCCUUGUGGCUUUUACCUAUGGCCGUUCUACUUGAGUAGGGAGCUUGCGGUGUGGCGUGGCGUGGCGUGGUGUUGCUGAGCAGUGCCCAGCCUCCUCACGUGCCUGAGACGCCAGCCCCAGAAUGCCACUGACUGUGUUCUCACCUUUGUGCAUUGCUACAGAGCCAAAUGGAGUACUUUUUAUGUAGUUCCAGUAUGCUUUUGCUCCCUACCUUCAGGAUGUGCGUGUGCUCUCGUGAGUGAUGGGCAGCUACCCAGUCCUUCUCACGUUGGCAGAGCCACCUGCUUGCCUCCAGGAAGGGCUAGCAGAGAACAUCUCCCUGUUGUUUAUUUUCUUACAGUGUACAGAUGGAAACUUGGUUUAAAAAUAAAAACACAAAGGAAAAUCAAAAAGAAAGAAUAUAAUUAAAGACCUAUUUUAUUUGUGAAUAA